AUGGGUGCAGGAUCGGAUUUGGUUGGAUUUGCAGCUGGUGACGCCGUUGACAAUGCGUGUGAUGGUAUACAACGUUUGUCUCUUUCAGAUUCUGACAAGGGGAAAGGGAAGGCUGUGUUUUCCAGUUGCGCUGCUGGCUAUGCAGCAAGUGAUUCUGAAGAUGAGGAUGGGCGUAUGCUUAUUGCAGAUGGGCAGGAGUGCACCGUGUGCUUGGAAAGUAUGGAGAAUGGUUCCCGUCUGAUGUGGUUACCAUGUGCUCAUGGUUUCCACCAUGAUUGCAUUAUGCCGUGGAUUAUGGGAGGGCAUUCAAGCUGCCCCUGCUGCCGCCACCCUUUAUACUUACUUUUCUCAGCUUACAUUCAGCCUUGCUUGACGUUUAAAG
Closterium sp. Naga37s-1 is the source of this 382-nucleotide messenger RNA. The record is from the annotation of a GenBank genome assembly. Lineage: Eukaryota; Viridiplantae; Streptophyta; Zygnematophyceae; Desmidiales; Closteriaceae.